Pleuronectes platessa (European plaice) is the source of this 1050-nucleotide messenger RNA. It is a transcript of the gene arl16, whose product is annotated as ADP-ribosylation factor-like 16. The record is from RefSeq and is a predicted model, not a curated record. The transcript has 5 exons. NCBI's taxonomy places the organism in Eukaryota, Metazoa, Chordata, Actinopteri, Pleuronectiformes, Pleuronectidae. Bases 6 to 581 code for a protein of 191 amino acids. Gene Ontology annotation, molecular function: GTPase activity; GTP binding.
GCUACAUGCUAUCGUCGUCGCUGCUGUGCUCCUGCUGCUGGAGGAGAGAAAUGACCCGGAACGACGCGUGUCUGCUUCUCGGAGCCACCGGCGUCGGGAAAACGCUGUUGAUGAAACGUCUUGCAAAGUUUGGAUCGCAUGGAUCAGGUGACCUGCAGACAACUCCUUCGACCCUGCCUACAGUGGGAACCAACCUGACAGACCUGACGCUGAAGAAGAGGAAGGUGACUGUGAGAGAGCUGGGAGGCUGCAUGGGCCCCAUAUGGCCAAGUUACUUCAAUGACUGCUCCUCUGUCAUUUUUAUGGUGGACUCUGCGAACAUUGCUCAGGUAUCCUCCUCCUGUGUCCAGCUGCUGUCGGUACUCUCUGCUGAGCCUCUGCACAGUGCCUCUGUGCUGAUUCUCUUCAACAAGAGGGACAUGCCCUGCACCAUGAGUCUUACAGAGAUAAAGUCACUGUUUAGAAUGGAUGACAUCAUUGCAUCUGCUCCUCAGCCAAUCACAACACUGGAGCUCAGUGCCUGCUCUGGACAGGGACUUAAGGAGGUGCUCAGUUGGCUGGAGUCCACCACAGUCAAGUGAUCGAUCAUGAGCUUGUUCCUUAAAAAGUGAAGCUGCUCUCUCAGGGCUCGGGAGUAAUGGUUCCAAGCCUUUUGACAAGAUAUGCCAGUGAUGUCGGUGGGCCAAGACUGUGGAUGAGGAUGUAAUGAUGUGUUUACUGGUGGAUUCACUAAAAAUGUGGCAAAACAUAUGACAAGAGCAACUGGACUGGUAGACUGCAGCGUAUCACCUGUUUGCCUCUAGGACCCUGAGGCGUGCAGGUAAGAUUGUGGCCGAUCCUUCCCACCGAGGUAACAAACUCUUCGAGGUUCUUCCCUUCGGCGGGAGGCUGCGGGCCAUCAGGACCAAAACCUCCCGCCACAAGACCAGCUUCUUCCCGGCUGCAGUUGGCCUUAUCAACAAGGCCUGGGACCCCCACCUGACUUGGACUCUUAUCCCGCCCCCACACCCCAAGUCUGUGUUACAUUAACACACAUAACAGUACAUUGCA